Brassica oleracea var. oleracea is the source of this 657-nucleotide messenger RNA. RefSeq lists its product as uncharacterized. The record is from RefSeq and is a predicted model, not a curated record. The coding region runs from base 132 to 437 and encodes 101 amino acids. Lineage: Eukaryota; Viridiplantae; Streptophyta; Magnoliopsida; Brassicales; Brassicaceae. The transcript has a single exon.
GUCCUUGGCCACCUUACUAUAACCAAUUCUCCAAGCUUCCCUUUGAGCUUGAGCUUCUUCUUCUUCUCACUUCCUCUUGAUUUUGAUCUCAAAACCACCUUUUUGUAAACACUUUAAACCAACCAGACACAAUGGGAAUGAAAUGCCUAUUACCCCCGGCUUUCACUCAAAUGUUUGGCUACUCUUCAAACCAAAUCAAUCAAACCAGCAACUUCGUAAACACCCACAACAAAAUAAAGGUGAUGGAGAGAGAGGAAUUUCCAGGUGGGUUUCAAGUUCCUCUUCACUACCCUAAAUACUCCAAGUCUGAUUAUGAAGCCAUGGAUGAUCUUAGCCUUGACUUGCUCCUCAAACAAUAUGGAAUCUCCCUCGAAGGAUCUCUUGAAGACAAGAGGGUCUUUGCAAUGGAGUCAUUUCUCUGGCCAGACCAGCUUUAGAGUUUAUUUAUGUUUGGUGUUUGUAUAUCCAAGUCUCAUCUCCACCAACGUCCGAUCCUAUCAUGAUGAGCCUAAGAUUAAAUAUUUUAGAAUUAUGAUAAAUCAUGACAUAUAUCAAUCACUUUGUAAUCAAGUUUGUCUAUUAUAUGUUUAUAUUUGGGAGCUUUAUAUGUACAUGUAUGAAAAACUUUUGAAGCAUGUUAUUUACACCUAUGUAUCA